AUGAGUCGGGUCCUGGCCGUGAACGACGACUUGCCCAUCCGCACCGACCAACCCGUGCACAGCGGCAAGGUGCGCGCCGUGUAUUGGCUGACCGCCGCGGACAGCCAGCGCCUCAUCAAGGAGAAGGGCUACGAUGUCGCCGAGGGGGCGUCUUUGGCCGUAAUGGUCAUCAGCGACCGCAUGUCCGCCUUCGACGUCAUCUGGCACGGCGAGGGUGGCCUCGACGGAGUUCCCGGCAAGGGAGCCGCCCUGAACGCGAUCUCCAACCAUUGGUUCAGGUUGUUCCGCGAGAAGGGCCUCGCGGACAGCCACAUCCUCGACAUCCCGCACCCGCUGGUGUGGAUCGUGCAGAAGGCUACGCCCGUGAAGAUCGAGGCCAUCUGCCGUCAGUACAUCACCGGCUCGAUGUGGAGGGCCUACAGCAAGGGGGAACGCGACUUCUGCGGCAUCAAGCUGCCCGAGGGGCUCAGCAACAACCAGAAGCUCCCAGAGGUGCUCAUCACACCAUCAACGAAGGGCAUCCUGACGGGCAUCCCGGGCGUGCCAGAGGUGGACGACGUCAACAUCUCCCGCGCGGACAUCGAGAAGAGUUACCAGUCCUUCAACUUCACCAGCGUCGAACACAUCGACGUGUACGAGAGGUUGCUCAAGGAGGGCUUCCAGGUGAUCAGUGAGGCGCUCGCCCAGCUGGACCAGAUCUUCGUCGACACUAAAUUCGAGUUCGGCUACGUGCGCGACAAAGCCGGCGGCAGCAAGCUGAUAUACAUGGACGAGGUGGGCACGCCAGACUCCUCCAGAAUAUGGGAUGGGGCAUCGUUCAGAAACGGCAAGGUGGUCGAGGAGUCCAAGGAGGGCUUCCGGCAAUGGCUCCUGACCAGCGGUCACUUCCCCGACCCAGACAUCAUGCUGAACAAGGACAGAAUGGAGGAGCGCAAGGCCCUGGCAAGAGACAACGCUCUCCCAGCCUCCGUCUUGAUGGAUGCGUCGGCGCUGUACGUUGGCAUUGCGGAGAAGAUAGUGGGUCAGAAGUUGAAGUUGUCAGAGAACCCGAAGGAGGAGAUUAUCGCCGUCCUGGACAAGGAGUUCGGGAUCAUAGACCCCGAGAGGGCGUAG
This is a messenger RNA of Prorocentrum cordatum, 1113 nucleotides long. The record is from the annotation of a GenBank genome assembly. Lineage: Eukaryota; Dinophyceae; Prorocentrales; Prorocentraceae.